AAACCCUGGUGACAUCUGUCUGCGUUUGUCAUUAAUAUUGAAAUAAAAAGAAGUUAUUUUAGCCGGAGUGAAGUGCCUUAUUUUCGUUCUAAAUAACUAACUGGGAUACUAAAAUCGAGGUCGAAAUUGAUGAAUAAAGAGAAAGAUCCGUGCAAACCGUACGCCUGCAAGAUUCAGGCAUGCUUGAAAUCUAACAGGUACCAAGAACCUGAUUGCCAGUACGCCAUAGAGGAUAUGAAAAAUUGUUGUCUGAAGUGGAGAGAAAAGAGUUACGUUUGCGGAGGUUUUGCGUAUUUGUAUGCGCAGCCACAGCAGGAGCAGCCGAAAGUAACCAAACAGUAGUGAGAUGAGAGAAAGGAAAGUGCUGAAGGAUUUAAGUUGGAUACAAAGGAAUCCCAGAGUCUUUGUUGGAAUUGUCACAAGCGCAUCC
Nicrophorus vespilloides is the source of this 430-nucleotide messenger RNA. RefSeq names its product cx9C motif-containing protein 4. Gene Ontology annotation, cellular component: mitochondrial intermembrane space. Lineage: Eukaryota; Metazoa; Arthropoda; Insecta; Coleoptera; Silphidae. The coding region runs from base 130 to 342 and encodes 70 amino acids. The transcript has 2 exons. The record is from RefSeq and is a predicted model, not a curated record.